Scatophagus argus is the source of this 3450-nucleotide messenger RNA. RefSeq names its product sialidase 4 (gene neu4). NCBI's taxonomy places the organism in Eukaryota, Metazoa, Chordata, Actinopteri, Scatophagidae. Gene Ontology annotation, molecular function: exo-alpha-sialidase activity. The transcript has 4 exons. Gene Ontology annotation, cellular component: membrane; cytoplasm; lysosome. Bases 830 to 2305 code for a protein of 491 amino acids. The record is from RefSeq and is a predicted model, not a curated record. Gene Ontology annotation, biological process: oligosaccharide catabolic process; ganglioside catabolic process.
AAGAAAUGCUAUCCGAAAAGAUUGUUCAGGGCAAAAUAUAACACUUAAACAGAACAAAACUGAUAUGCGUUAGGACGCACUGUGCUGUACGGAUAAACUGUAGUAGGAUUAAUUAACGUGGGAAUAAAUGAUCUUAAAUUUGUAAACUGUUAAGUAGUUUACAUAAUUGUAUUUUAUUAUUUGUGCAUGUCAUAAUAUGGAGCAGAAGGAAAUUUUUGUGCAGCACUUGCAGUGGAAAAAAAGGAAAUAGUGCAAAUGUAGGAUUCCCAUAUAAAUGUGCAAGUAUAAAAAUAUCAAUAAACACACAUAUAAAAUACACAAAUGCAAAAAGAUAAACACGCUUCACAGAAAGGAUGACAGAUAUGAGAAGUGGCAUACAGUUAUUUCCUGUAUGUAUAACACAAUAUCCAACAGAACAGGUAUGAAGUACAAGCAAAGUGUAGGAGCAUUAGUUCCUACACAAUCUGCAGGACAUGAAAAAAGCACACAGGACACAGAGGAGCCAAAUCAUCAGAUCAUUGUUCAGAGGGUCCCCCUCCCAGCCGGCCUUCAUUUCCACAAUGGCUGCUCUCCGCUGAUUCAUCCAAAGCUGUAGAUCUGAUGAGUGUGGUCCAUUUCUGGGUCAGUGAACAGUGUACCAUACUGCUGCUCUGAAUAGGGAACAGAGAAGAAAGGCCAUAGCUUUCAGAACCUCACGUGAAAACACACACAGACUACCAACACACACACAUCGCCCCUUCAACCGAGCAUUCAAAUGCUGUCGCAUACUGUAUAACCUCACAAAGAAGCAGCAGUUCUCGCAGAGCACUUUGAAUAAGAUUUGGAGUUCAUGCAGCAGAGAGCCAUGAGGUCGCCCUAUUUCCCAGCGAGGACGGUGCUUUUCCACAAGGAGCCCAACGGGGUGACGUACAGAGUCCCAGCGCUUCUCUACUUGUCCCGGUCCAGAUCCCUCUUGGCCUUCUGUGAGGAGAGACUCAGCCCAUCGGACUCUCAGGCUCACCUGCUGGUCAUGAGGAAGGGCACUUUCUACAGGAACUAUGUUGAGUGGGAGGACAUGCGGGUGCUGGGCACUGCCUUCCUGCCAGGCCACCGAUCCAUGAACCCGUGUCCGGUGUACGAUGAGUUCACAGGUACUCUCUUCCUGUUCUUCAUCGCUGUUCUCGGCCACACCUCAGAGUCCUACCAGCUGUUGACGGGGAAGAAUGUGACCCGUCUCUGCUACAUCUGCAGCACUGACGACGGAGACACCUGGAGUCCUGUCACCGACCUGACCAAGAAGGUCAUAGGAGAUACAAUCAAAGAAUGGGCCACCUUUGCUGUCGGCCCAGGCCACGGCAUCCAGCUCAAGUCCGGUCGUCUGCUGAUCCCUGCCUAUGCUUACCACAUCGAGUACAAGGAGUGCUUUGGAAAACUCUGCCAGACCAUUCCCCACGCCUUCUGCUUUCACAGUGACACCCACGGACGAACCUGGCGUUUCGGGGAAGCGGUGCCAGGCCCAGAGAGUGUGGAGUGUCAGAUGGUGUCGGUGGAUGAAGAGGAUGGGACUAAUGUGUUGUACUGUAAUGCUCGCAGCCCUCUCGGAUACAGGGUGCAGGCCCUCAGUUUUGAUGAUGGAGCUGUGUUUCAGGCGGGGCAGCUGGUGCAGCCGCUGGUGGAGCCUCGAAAUGGCUGUCAUGGAAGCACUGUGGGAUUUCCUGCCCCGCUACAUUCAUGUCACUCUCUUCACCAUCAGCUACAUCAGCCUAUACCUCGCUGCAGGCAUUGGACGUCAUGCAUGACCUCUUCAAAUCAUACCAACUCUCCAUCUCCAAACAUCACCACGAAUAGCCCCGACCGUAGUGGCUCCCCAGACUUCCUCACCCCCACCUGGGUAGUAUACUCCCACCCAACAUGGACCACCGCACGCAAAGAUCUGGGAGUGUUCCUCAGCCUAUUUCCUCGUGAUCCAGACAGUUGGCGCGGCCCCUGGGUGAUCUAUGAGGGCCCCAGCGCAUACUCUGACCUCGCCCAUCUGGAGCUGCCACCGUCACCUGGUGCUCCGCCCGCUGUGGCCUUCGCCUGCCUAUUUGAGUGCGGCACCAGAACAGCCUACGACGAGAUCUGCUUCUGCAUCUUCACCCUCUACGAGCUUAUAGAUAAUCUGCCCCGAAACGUGGAGCUGGGAAACAACAGCGAUGGACAGAAAAGACAGCAUAAUCAAGUCUCUGAGACAAGUCAGAGACGUGAUGCUCAGAGUCAGCCAGUUUUCCAUCGGGUGAAGAAGAGAAAGAAGAGCAAAUUGACUGAGAUGUGCUCUGUGUCUUAAAUGUAGUUUGUGUGUAAGCUUUUUGUAAAGAGUAAAAUUGUCACUAAAUCAGUUGUUUUCUACAUACACUUAACGACCAAUUUAUUAGGUACACCUGCAUAAUCUACUUUUUCUAGUUUUAUGAUUCUUUUAAUGUUCAGUUUCUGUUGACACUGUCAUGGAGGAGUUAAUUCACCUAUAAGUUUUAGCAUAGAGGUCAUAGUUAAAGGUGGUGUUGCACCGGACUGCAUUAAAUUCAUGUUUCUAAAUGCAAAUGGAUGAAAUUAGAACCACCCCUCUUAGCUCACCUUCUGCUAUGUAAAGGUAGAAUUUGUGACAGAACUGUUGUAUUGGACUGCAUUUGAUUGCACAGGUGUACUUAAUAAUGUGACCACUGGGUGCAAGUCUGUCAUUUAUUGCACAAUGUUGUAUACUGUGCCGACAAGAGUGAUUAUUCUCAAAGGUAAUGCCAUUUUUUUGUGUCACCACACAUAAUGACUCAAUAUUGAUGAAAGCCCUUUCAGUUCAGUUUGUUAAGUUUCUGUUUAAAUGUUGAUCAUUUGUCGGCUUUGAUUUUGUAGGACAAAUUACGCAUCAUUAAAGUUUUCCUGACAUUUCAGCUUUCUCGUCUGCUGAGAGUAUUUUGAUGAGGAAAACAAUAAUCAGCAUCUAACUAAAAAUCUAUAUUAUGUGAUAGAAAUUUAUAAAAGUAAAGUAAAACAUUAUAUGUAUAUCCCAUACAUUAACUUAAAUUUAAAUGAAAUAAAAGGGAUUUAUUUAAUCAUCAGUCCUUUCUCCUUCCUCAAGAAAACCAAACCAAAGAAAGGAGAAUGAUAGCUGACAAAUUAGAAACCACUCGUCAAAAUUACUGUUUCCAGGUCAUGAAUGAACUUGAAAUCUCAGUGAAAACCUUUCUACAUGUAAUUCUCCUCUUUUACAAAAUAUAUCUUUCACAAAAUCUGUUCCAAGCUUUUUCAGGAGCCAAACACAGAAACUAAUGUUGAUGACAAAGCAGAAUAAACUUUCAGUUUAUCAGUGUUUCUGUGGUCCACGAGCUCAGAAAUUAUUUCACAAAGCAGACGCUGACAAAGUGGUGGUAUUUCCUGUGAGAAUAUUCUGAUUGUGAUGACCCUGCUUUUAAGGCUGCCCUCCUUAUGAUGCAUUGC